This is a messenger RNA of Clarias gariepinus (North African catfish), 850 nucleotides long. RefSeq lists its product as uncharacterized. The record is from RefSeq and is a predicted model, not a curated record. Lineage: Eukaryota; Metazoa; Chordata; Actinopteri; Siluriformes; Clariidae. The transcript is spliced from 3 exons. Bases 84 to 686 code for a protein of 200 amino acids.
UGCUGUUUCAGGAUCCUGUUGUCUGUAGAUUUACUGAGAGUAAUCAGUGUUAUGUAGCUCUGGGACAACAACUGCACCUGCAAAUGCCCCUGGAGGAUCGGUUAGACCUAAAGAUCACAGACAAGACAUUUACCACUUAUACUAUUUUAAAAUAUAGAAAAACCCAAAGUAACCCACCAACACCAAAUAUCCCAGGAUGGCAGUUUGUUAAUGAUAAUAAAACUUUGAUACUAACCAGUGUAGAGAGAAGAGACUCUGGAACAUACAGGUUAGACACGUUUAAUGCAGAUGGGACUAGUAAAGGCAUUUAUACUCUCCAGCUGAACAUUAAAGGUUUGCUGUUUCAGGAUCCUGUUGUCUGUAGAUUUACUGAGAGUAAUCAGUGUUAUGUAGCUCUGGGACAACAACUGCACCUGCAAAUGCCCCUGGAGGAUCGGUUUAACCUAAAGAUCACAGACAAGACAUUUAACUAUCGUUUCAUUUUGAAAUAUAGAAAAACCCAAAGUAACCCACCAACACCAAGUAUCCCAGGAUGGCAGUUUGUUAAUGAUAAUAAAACUAUGAUAAUAACCAGUGCAGAGAGGAGAGACUCUGGAACAUAUACUUUAGAGACCUUUGAUGCAAACGGGACUAAUAAAGGCAUUUAUACUCUCCAGCUGAACAUUGAAGAGAAGGUAGCUGUGUAAACCUGGAUAAGGAUUAGUACAACCAGUACAUGGCUGCUCUCCUUCAUUCAGCAACUCAAAAACCCCGAACCACCACAAAAUGUACAUUAACAAAUUACAUUUCUCAUUCCACACGUACAUUAAAAAAAAAACUAAUCUACCUUCUUGAUUCCUGCAGAUAGUUU